CGCAGCCUGAAUGAGCCAUCAUCCUCUCUCAUUUCAGCAAACACAACAUGUCUAUCACCUCAGAAACUAUAUGGGCUUCCUCGCCCUCGACGAGUCGCGGCUUUCCCACGCCACUAUCUACUGAUCCUAAAGGCGAGCGGAUUGCUUAUGCUUCUAAUAAAUCCGUCUUCAUUCGCUCCAUUGACAAUCCGGCAGUGAGUAGACAGUACACUGGCCACACCGCGCAGACGACCGUCGCAAGGUUCUCGCCCUCGGGCUUCUACGUUGCAAGCGGAGACGUGAACGGUACAGUAAGAGUGUGGGAUUGUGUAGGAGAGGGCGCAACCAAAGUGUGUUCUUCAGGCGAGUACCAAAUAACUGGCGGACGUAUCAACGACAUUGCCUGGGAUGGCGAUUCUCAGCGUAUAGUUGCUGUAGGUCACGGCAAGGGUCGGUUCGGGCACUUCAUCUCAGCAGACAGCGGAAACACAGUUGGAGAAAUCUCCGGCCACAGCGCGCAAAUCAACUGCGUUGCUAUGCGCAGCCAGCGACCAUUCCGGGCAGCAACGGGCAGUGACGACAAGAACAUGGUAUUUUACCACGGUGCGCCAUUCAAAUUCAACAGCACACAAAAGGGAAAACACUCCAACUUUUUGUACGGCGUGGCUUUCAGUCCGGACGGAUCGAGCCUGGUUACCGUUGGCGCCGACAGGAAGAUUUGGCUAUACGACGGAAAGACGGGAGAAGUCAAAGCGCAGAUCGGCGAAGGCGAGCACAAGGGAAGCAUCUUUGGCGUGUCCUGGGCCCCCGACUCCAAACGCUUCGUCACCGCGAGUGCCGACCAGACGGUCAAAAUCUGGGACGCCGAGGCCGGAAAGGUGACACAAAGCUGGAGAUUUGGCCCAGAAGGCACCGUGAGCGUGCCUGACCACCAAGUCGGCGUCGUCUGGCCAUCUGGCAGAACUGACGGCCUGAUCAUCAGCUUGAACCUCGACGGCGACUUGAACUACUUGACCGAGGGCAACCCACAACCCGUCAAGGUCGUCCAGGGCCACCAAAAGGCCAUUACAGCCGCAGGGUACAAUCUCGACGCAGGACAGACCUUGUGGACAGGGAGCUACGAAGGGCGUAUCUGCAGCUGGGACCUUUCCACGGGUCUCGGAACCAAGGCCAAUGGCGAGACGCAUACGAACCAAGUCUCCGGCCUGGCCGCGACCGCAGGCAAAGACAUAUACAGUGUCGGGUGGGACGACACGUUACGCAGUCUCGAUGCAUCUUCUGGAAGCUUCACCAACGAGGCGAUCAAACUCGUCGGACAACCCAAGGGCGUUGCGACAACCACCGCCAACGGCGCGUCAUCCAAGGUGCUCGUAGCCACAUCCACCGGUGUCGAAAUCUACGACAAGAGCGGCGCCAAGCUCGGCGAAGCCCUCACGAAAUUCGAGCCCAGAAGCAUAUCAGCCAGCAACGACACCGUCGCAGUCGGAGGCGACGACGGGGUCGUCCACAUCUUUGCCCUCUCCAAGACCCUCGAGCCCAAAACCACACUCACAAACCCCUCUUCCUCCUCUUCCUCCUCCUGGAUCAGCGCCCUCACCUUCUCGCCCGACGGAUCCCUCCUUGCUGCCGGAAACGCAUCUGGCAAAAUCGUCGUCUACAAGACCGCCGACUGGUCCGUCGCUACCAACCGAUGGUCCACGCAUACCGCGCGCAUCACGUCCAUUGCGUGGAACCCGGACAGCACCUGCGCCGUCAGCGGCAGUCUCGAUACUAACGUCUUUGUGUGGAGUGUCGCGAGCCCCGAAGGCAGAGUCAAGGCCGCGAACGCGCACAAGGACGGCGUCAGUGGCGUGGCCUGGGUCGCAAAGGAUAAAGUUAUUAGCGCGGGCGCCGAUGCCGCCGUCAAGGUCUGGAAGGUCGAGGGUGUUAGGUAA
This is a messenger RNA of Xylona heveae TC161, 1913 nucleotides long. Its product is annotated as tricorn protease domain 2-containing protein. Gene Ontology annotation, cellular component: cortical actin cytoskeleton. Gene Ontology annotation, biological process: positive regulation of actin filament depolymerization; actin filament depolymerization. Lineage: Eukaryota; Fungi; Ascomycota; Xylonomycetes; Xylonales; Xylonaceae. The transcript is spliced from 4 exons. The record is from RefSeq and is a predicted model, not a curated record. The coding region runs from base 48 to 1913 and encodes 621 amino acids. Gene Ontology annotation, molecular function: actin filament binding.